This is a messenger RNA of Laccaria bicolor S238N-H82, 1590 nucleotides long. RefSeq lists its product as uncharacterized. The coding region runs from base 1 to 1590 and encodes 529 amino acids. The record is from RefSeq and is a predicted model, not a curated record. Lineage: Eukaryota; Fungi; Basidiomycota; Agaricomycetes; Agaricales; Hydnangiaceae. The transcript is spliced from 5 exons.
AUGCCUCGCCGCCAAGUCCAACCUCCUCAGUCCAGUGGCGAAGAGUUCGACUCUCCAUCCAGUGGCGAAGAGUUCGACUCUCCAUCCAGCGGAUCAUCGAGUUCGGAUGAUUCUGGCCCCGAGAAUGAUCUCCUUUCUCUUGGUGGAGCGGCACAUGUUCUGGCUGUCAGCUCAAAUCCUACAAGAGAAGAGUAUGACGAGUUAUUGUGUGGCAAGCGCGACAAGGAAGUCCGUCAACUUCGUGAAGAGUUGGCGACGAUCAAGGUCAACCAGCCGAAGCGCUCGCGACAUAGUCAAGGCACCAGUGGGUAUCCUCCAAUUAUCGCGAAGCAUGAAGAGGAGAUCGCGUCGAUUGGUCGAAUGUUCAGCCUCACCUGCGAGAUGUUCCUUCCUAACGACUACAAUACGGUCAUUAUCAACAGUUCUCGUCCCCAACAGAGUCUUGUCAACAGCCCCCAGAGAUAUGUUACAAAGGCAGCUGAGGAAGCCGGCGUUUUAUCGGAAAUGUAUGAGACGGUUCCCGAACGCUUUCAUGGUUUGAUGAGAGAGCACAGUCAAUUCGGGGUCUUGUUUUGCAAUAAACACCGUAAAGUUCGCUCAACCUUUCUCAAAGAGCUUCGCGACAAGAUCAUUCCGAAGAUAUUUGGCGCUGAAAUUCCUGAUGUGGCGAAUCAAAUUGGUGCCAGCCACGCUGCCAAGCAGGCGAGCAACAACAACUUCCGGGAGCUUCUGCGUUGGGACAUGACACGAAAUAAGUAUCCCAAGUUUGCUCCCAUCUUAUAUGCUGCCCGAGAAUCAGACAGACGCCGUAUCGAUGAUCGAACUAAAGUUUUCAUGAACCCUCAGCUUGUUUUGGCUCUGAAAGGUUUGUUAAAUGGUGCUGCGUCAAUCACAAAGGUCGGCAAAUACGCGAAGCCAAAAACACGUGCCGCCUUAUGGGGGCUUCUUGGUGUGACACCUGGUUCUAUUGCCAGCAUCGCCAUUCUGGUUCGUUUCAUCUUCUCUCCUGAUCCCGAGCUUUCCGCUGGGAAGGGAGCUGUCACUGGUAUCGACUACAGCAAAGAUUUCAGCUCGUACAAGAUGUUUAUUAUUCAGAAACUCGACACCCCAUACGGGAAAGCACUAUUCGAUCUCUACAACCAGAUCAUUUUCGGUUCGGCUACAGUGAAUACGAUCGCAAAUGAUCUGGGAGACGGGGACGAAAGCAGUGGCAUCGAGGAUGCAACCAAUCAAUUCGACACACUCUCCCUCGCCCCUCCUGAACUUGCUACUCAUGGUAGUAUCGAACAAGAUGCUCUCGCCACUUCCCUUCCCGCCAGUCCUAACGUUGAACAAAGAGUCAUCAGCGCUGGACCAUCGCAGGAGCACAGCCGUGGCAAUCGGGUGUCUGAUGUCGCACAGGAACAGCUGCUUUCAACAACACAUCAUGCGGCUCCAUCUACGUUGGUCACACCAGAAGCCAGGGUUGUAGAGAAGUCAAAGAAAGGGAAGGCAAGGGAGAAGGGACCUGUUCAGGACACAGCGGCGGAGGUUGUUGAGGCUGUACCAGGUACUCGCAAGCCUCGCAAACCACGCGCGCGCAAAACUUAG